AUGUUGCCUCAUUUCCUGGGAGGGGAGAGGGUGCGACCAAGCCCUGGCUCCAGCUCUAGCGGGUGUCUGCCCACCAUGGCCCUGGUGCUGAUCCUCCAGCUGCUGACCCUCUGGCCUCUGUGUCACACAGACAUCACUCCGUCUGUCCCCCCAGCUUCAUACCACCCUAAGCCAUGGCUAGGAGCUCAGCCGGCUACAGUUGUGACCCCUGGGGUCAACGUGACCUUGAGAUGCCGGGCACCCCAACCCGCUUGGAGAUUUGGACUUUUCAAGCCUGGAGAGAUCGCUCCCCUUCUCUUCCGGGAUGUGUCCUCCGAGCUGGCAGAAUUCUUUCUGGAGGAGGUGACUCCAGCCCAAGGGGGAAGUUACCGCUGCUGCUACCGAAGGCCAGACUGGGGGCCGGGUGUCUGGUCCCAGCCCAGCGAUGCCCUAGAGCUGCUGGUGACAGAGGAGCUGCCGCGGCCGUCGCUGGUGGCGCUGCCCGGGCCGGUGGUGGCUCCUGGCGCCAACGUGAGCCUGCGCUGCGCGGGCCGCCUGCGGAACAUGAGCUUCGCGCUGUACCGCGAGGGCGUGGCGGCCCCGCUGCAGUACCGCCACUCCGCACAGCCCUGGGCCGACUUCACGCUGCUGGGCGCCCGCGCCCCAGGCACCUACAGCUGCUACUAUCACACGCCCUCCGCGCCCUACGUGCUGUCGCAGCGCAGCGAGGUGCUGGUCAUCAGCUGGGAAGACUCUGGCUCCUCCGACUACACCCGGGGGAACCUAGUCCGCCUGGGGCUGGCCGGGCUGGUCCUCAUCUCCCUGGGCGCGCUGGUCACUUUUGACUGGCGCAGUCAGAACCGCGCUCCUGCUGGUAUCCGCCCCUGAGCCCCAGGAGUACUGCAGCCCGAGACUUCCAACCUGAGUGGCGGAGAAGCUGGGACCCUGGGCUGGACUGUCCUUUCCCACAGCCCCGCAGUCCUGCUGGCUGAGCCCCGCAGAACGGUCCUUAGAACCCCCUGUGCCCUGUGCUGUAGCUUCUUUCCAGGCCUUUCCCAAGGAGUAGCUGAGAGGAAGACGCGAUCAGUGGUUAAGACUUCCAAGCCAGAAGACAGAGGGUUCGAAUCCCAGCACUGCCGUCUACUCACUGUAGUAGUAGCAGCUACAGAAAGGUAGUAGUGAGACGUGAAGCCAGCUGGACUUCCUGGGUUGAAUGGGGACCUGGAGAACUUUUCUGUCUUACAAGAGGAUUGUAAAAUGGACCAAUCAGCACUCUGUAAAAUGGACCAAUCAGCACUCUGUAAGAUGGACCAAUCAGUGCUCUGUAAAAUGGACCAAUCAGCAGGACAUAGGCGGGGACAAUAAGGGAAUAAACGCUGGCCAGCGCGGCACCCCACCAGAGUCCGCUUCCACGCUGUGGGAGCUGUGUUCUCUUGCUCUACACAAUAAAUCUUGCUGCUGCUAA
Pan troglodytes (chimpanzee) is the source of this 1444-nucleotide messenger RNA. It is a transcript of the gene OSCAR, whose product is annotated as osteoclast associated Ig-like receptor. The transcript is spliced from 5 exons. Gene Ontology annotation, cellular component: plasma membrane. The record is from RefSeq and is a predicted model, not a curated record. The coding region runs from base 1 to 867 and encodes 288 amino acids. Gene Ontology annotation, molecular function: collagen receptor activity. Lineage: Eukaryota; Metazoa; Chordata; Mammalia; Primates; Hominidae. Gene Ontology annotation, biological process: immune response-regulating signaling pathway.